CCUAUUUGCAUUAGAGUAAUUCUAAUUUAGCUAGGGUUCUUCUCUCUCUCCCCUCUCGCGAAAACCACGAACACCAGCGAUUCCCGGUCCAAAUUCAUCUACUCCCAGUGAGCCUAGAUUAGCUGCAGAAUAUUCCUUCCUUUUCCCAGUGAGCCUAGAUAGCGCGGGUCGCGGCAAAGAGUAACGCUCUUUUUGUCGGCGGCGGCGGACCAACGUCAAGCUCCACGCUCGUCCUUCCUCAAUCCUUCCCGUUUCUUAGUCCUACAGGACUACGCAUCUCCUCACCACCGAAGAUGUAUUGUAUUUAGAACCGAAAUUGGUUUUGUGAUGGGGGUGCUCUCUGCUCUGGUCGUAGCAAUCAGACAAAGCUUCUCUCUCAGGCUGCGCACCAUGGACCACCCAGCAAAUAUGUAUCUUCGCAUGCUAUGAUCAUCUCUCUCUCUCUCUCUCAUGAUGAUGAUGAUCCUCUCACCGCGGCAAUGGCUGCUGCUGCUACCUCUGGUCUUCCUCUCUACUCUUCUCUUCUCCUACCUGUACACGACCCUAUGGCUAAGGCCGGAGAGGCUCAGGCAGAAGCUGAGAAGCCAAGGAGUGAAGGGUCCCAAGCCUUCUUUCCUCUUUGGAAACAUACCGGAGAUGAGGAGAAUCCAGAAACUUGCCACACCUGCUCAAGAAGAGGGAGCAGGGCCUACUGAUCGCUUCUCCUCAAAUUAUGUGGCCACUCUGUUCCCUUACUUCCUCCACUGGACCAGAGUUUAUGGUUCCAUCUACUUGUAUGCUACUGGAAGCAUACAAACUCUACAUGUCAUACAUCCUGACAUGGUGAAGGAGCUGGCCAGUUGCAAGUCUUUGGACCUUGGAAAGCCUAGCUACUUGCAGAAAGAGCAUGGAGCUCUUCUUGGUACGGGAAUUUUGACGGCGAAUGGUGACCUAUGGGUACACCAACGGAAGGUCAUUGCACCUGAAUUCUUCAUGGACAAGGUUAAGGGAAUGGUUAAUUUGAUGAUGGAUGCUGCACUAUCAAUGUUGAAUUCAUGGGAAGAAAAGGUUGAGUCUGAAGGAGGCAGGGCAGAGAUUGUAGUUGAUGAGUUCUUGCGGAACUUCUCAGCUGAUGUUAUAUCAAGAGCUUCUUUUGGAAGCAGUUUUGUCGAAGGCAAAGAGAUAUUUUACAAAAUUCGCCAACUUCAGAAAGCGAUGGCGAAGCGAAGUAUGCUUAUUGGUGUUCCUGGAAGUAGAUAUUUACCGACAAAGAGUAACAGAGAGAUUUGGAACCUGGGGAGUUGCAUCCGUAGCCUCAUCUUGGACAUAGCCAAGAAGCACGGACAAGAUUCAGCGGCCACCCGAAAUAAGUUUUUUCUGCACUCCAUCAUUGAGGGUUCUAAAGCCGCUUCAUUCUCUUCGUGCACACCUGAGGAUUUCAUCGUCGACAACUGCAAGAACAUCUACUUCGCGGGACAUGAGACAACCUCGAGCACUGCCGCGUGGUGCCUGAUGCUUCUUGCGGCGCACCCUGAAUGGCAGGAUCGCGCUCGGGCGGAAGUCCUUGACGUUUGUCAUGGAGAAGCAUUAGACUUCGACAAGCUACGCAAAUUGAAAACGGAGGAGGAAUUGAUUCUCAGACCACAAAAACAACAGAACAACAGGGAUGAUAUUCAGGUUUACAUAUCUCCAUAGGGAAUCGGAACCGGCUGUGGAUGUGGGAAAAAGAAAAUCCCUAAAUGCAUCUCUGAAACAAUGGCAUUUUUUCAGUGAAUGAACUAAGACUAGCAGUUCAUUUUUAUUCUGUUGGGGGAAUCUAUUUUGGACGAAAUUCUGAACACUUUUCAAUGUGAUAGCAGCUGCCACUAUCUCAAGAAUGAGGAGAAAUUGAUUCUCAGAUCACAAAGAACCACAGAGCAGCAAGGGUGAUAUUCAGGUUGACAUAUCUCCAUAGACAAUCUAACCUGUACAGGGAUGAGUAAGAUAUGAAAAACUUCAAUUGAAAGCACCGCAAAGCCCAAGAAUAGUACAAUGGGCUCGACAUUGGUUGAACAUAGGGUUCUUGCAUGCAAGUGUAUGGCCGGGUAAAUAAGUACGUGAUUAAUAUGUUGGGAAAAGCAGUAAUGGUCGAGCAAAAUGAAUAGGAUAGACACAAUCUUCUCCCACCAAGUUACUGGUCAAGAUACUAUAUCGAAUGCGACAUUGCUAAAUUAUUCCAAAAGGCAUUUGAAACUCCAAUGGCGUUAUCUGUUCACCUGAGGGAGAGAAUGAUAGGAUUCCAGCUUGAUCGAAUUCACAUGGUGUUUUUACCUUUAAGCUCAUACGGUUUCUGUACACAGUUGUUGCUAACUUUAGGAAAAAAAUGUUCGAAGUCCUCUGCCCAAACAACAGAACCGACUUGAUUGCUGACGAAGCUCAGCUUGUAAUCAAGAAUUUCAAAGCUUCUUUCAGGCUGGCAUACAACAGAUCACAAGUAAAUGUGACUGACAUGGGCGUGUCUUUCUGGAGUGUGUGCUCUUCAAAAUAAAGAGAGCAUGCAAAGAGCCUGCGCGAGAGUCUAACUUACUACAUGGUCGCUCACCCUUGCAAUGAAAACCUGAUGCCAGAAACCAAACAAAUCUUAAGAAAAUAUGGUGUUCCAUUCGACUACUCGCUAACGAUGGUGAUCCAGGAGACCCUCCGCCUGUACCCGCCAGCCUCCUUUGUCACGCGGGAAGCUCUGGAGGACCUGAACCUUGGCGGCAUCGACAUCCCGAAAGGCACCAAUAUCAGGGUUUCGAUCAUGCUGGCUCACCGGGACCCUUCGGCAUGGGGCGCCGACUGUGACAAGUUUGAUCCGGGAAGGUUUGGCGGAGGCAUAGCACGCGCCUGCAAGCCCCACCACAUGUACAUGCCGUUCGGCGUGGGUCCCCGGACGUGCGCCGGCCAGAACCUCGCCAUGGUUGAGGUCAAGGUCGUGCUAUCGCUGCUGCUGUCCAGGUUUGAGUUUGCGCUCUCGCCGAGCUACGAUCAUCGACCCGUGUUCAGGUUGACCGUGGAGCCCGGGAGCGGCGUGCCGCUGAUUCUUAGGAAGCGAUGAAUGAUGGUCCGUUCAUCGUUUCUGAGCUGUUGCUUGUUGUUUACUGUCGAUGUCUGACAGGGAGGAACGGCUGGAUGUUGACUGUAAACACUUGUUAGUAUGUUAUACUACUGUGCAUGAGAGUAACAAUUCUUGUCACUGCACUUUUUCGUUUUAUCUGGCUUCUUCGGUCAAAUGAUCCUAAUCCUUCAACUUCGUACUGUAGAAAUUUGUCCUAAUACAUCCGGACUACAUUUCUUCAGAAAUAGUAAUUCCUUGACUUCGACUUAUUGAAAAGACACCUACCUUUA
Messenger RNA from Triticum aestivum (bread wheat), 3348 nucleotides. RefSeq names its product cytochrome P450 714C2. The record is from RefSeq and is a predicted model, not a curated record. The transcript is spliced from 14 exons. The coding region runs from base 451 to 1674 and encodes 407 amino acids. Lineage: Eukaryota; Viridiplantae; Streptophyta; Magnoliopsida; Poales; Poaceae. Gene Ontology annotation, molecular function: iron ion binding; oxidoreductase activity, acting on paired donors, with incorporation or reduction of molecular oxygen; monooxygenase activity.